Molecule: messenger RNA, 4842 nt
Organism: Durusdinium trenchii
Lineage: Eukaryota; Dinophyceae; Suessiales; Symbiodiniaceae
Source: the annotation of a GenBank genome assembly
GAACUGGUGGACUGUGUGCAAUGUCAACGAUGUCGCCUCCACGCGAAGCUCUUCUCCUUGGGUCUUGGGACGGCUUUGAAGAUCCUUCUUUCGCCAGAAGAUCUGAUCAGCAGUACGACCUCUCGAAAUGACGUCGUUGCCUUGGUCAACGUGCUUUGGAAGAUGUCCGACUCCCUUGAGGACGUCCGCUUGAUGACUCGAGACUACUAUGGGCAGCAUCGGACUGUGCCACAAGACCGCCAGAGCGGCACAGGUGCGGCGGUGCCUCAGAGGAUUGAGGGCGAUAAUCAACCGAUGCCUUUGAGUGCCAGGCGAGAGCUUUUGGACUUGUCCUUUACGGCUGUUCGCCAUAGUUCGAGCAAAGGCCAGCUGCCCUCUGAGGCUGAGGAGAAGUUGCUCCGCUUUUUGGUCUCCGGCGCCAAUGAGGAAGUAUUGCUACUGGCAAGGCACUAUGCCUUGGAGCGCCCAGAGAUCUUCUGCAGGAUGGCACUCUUUAGCUCCGAGCAUCUGCAACUGGUCACAGCGCCGAAUGCAGCGCCGGUCGAGGCCUACGGCACGCUGACGCGGCCGGCGGAUGCGAUCAUCCUCGGGGGCGGAUUGGCUGGAAUGAGUGCGGCGAUGGCCUUGCUGGACCGCAGAGGUGCUGUGGUCAUGGUGGAGAAGCAACCUUACCUUGGCGGAAACUCCGGGAAGGCCUCGUCAGGCAUCAACGCCGCCCUCGAAACCUCCGUGGAGUCGUUGGUGGCGGACACCACCAAGAGCGCGGGCACGUUGGCACGGCCUGAACUCAUCAAGCGCUUGGCCGAAGAUUCGGCUGAGGCAGUGGCCUGGCUGAGGGACCGGACCAGUGUGGAUCUCUCCUUGCGAUCUCAGCUGGGUGGUCAUUCAGUGAAGCGCACCUUGAGGCCAUCCAAUGCCUUCGUGGGGGCUGAGAUCACCUUUGCUGCUGGCCAGGUCCUCACCAAGAUUGCUGAGCAGAGCGAUCGCUUCCGCUUGCUGCUGAAGUCCAAGUGGACCGGCCUCACCAGGCCGAAGGACCUUUGGCAAGUGGAAAUCGAGGUCAACGGCUCGAGCAAGACGCUCUAUGGGCAUCAUGUGGUCAUUGCCACUGGCGGCUUUGGACACGACAUCAAGGAGAUGGAAAGCCUGCUGCUCAAAUAUCGUCCCGACUUGGCGGACUUUCCCACGACCUUGGGCUCGCAGACCACGGGAGAUGGCGUGAAGCUGGCGCGCGACCUGGGCGCGCGCCUCGUGGACAUGGAUCGUGUCCAGCUACAUCCCACCGGCUUCGUGGACAUGAAGAAGCCAACAGAGAACACCAAGACGCUUUGUGCGGAGCUUCUGCGGGGCGUGGGUGGCCUUCUGCUGGACAGGCAUGGGAAUCGCUUUACCAACGAGCUGGGCACACGGCAGGCCGUGGUGAAUGCUGAGCUCAAGGCCGAUGAGGCGGGCUUGUCCUUACCAGCUCCUUCACCACAUCGGGCCUUUGCUUUGGUACUGAACAGCAAGGCUGCCAAGGUUGCAGACCGACAUGUGACCCUCUACAGCAAGAAAGGGCUACUGACCAAGGUCGAAGGCAUCGAAGGCCUUGCCCAACACUUCGGCUAUGAGGUGGACACCUUGAGAAGAAGCCUGCAGAAUUACAACGAAGCUGCGAAGAACGGCUCUGAUGUCUUUGGGCGUACCGUCUUCCCGGAAUAUGUCAUCGAGGAAACAGAGGAUUUCUAUGUUGGUGAGGUGGUGCCGGUGAUUCACUACACCAUGGGAGGAAUUGCCAUCAACAUCGAGGGUCAAGUCUUGGAUGAUCAAGAGAAGGUCAUUUCAGGUCUCUACUCCGUUGGUGAGGCCAGUGGUGGAGUGCAUGGGGACAACCGCUUGGCCGGAAACAGCUUGCUGGAGUGCACUGUCUUCGGACGCCACGUGGGCAUGAGCCUUCCAAUCCGUUGGGAGCUCAACAUCGUUGGUCUUUGGGACCCGGCUCUGACGGAGAUCGCCAGCGCGACGGACUUCGCAGUGACCAGUACUGAACGGGGCAUCCCACGCUAUGAACAUCCCCAUUUGGUGGCGGCGCUGGAUGUCUUGCUGGAAUAUCAACGGAAUCGUAAAACGACCUACUUCAAGAUCAUGGGCCAUCGAGCCCAAACGAGCAUGGCGCCUUAUCGACAUGAUCCCCGGACCCGGCUCAUUGAACUCUUGAAGCGAUGGCUUCGAAGCAAUGCAGCCAACAGCAAUUUGAGUGAGGAAGAGGUGCGGCGCAUGUGUGGCUUAUGCAGAGAUUUGUUGAACUAUCCGAAUCUUUUUCCAUCUCGCAACAAGACCAGCUUCAUGCACGCCCUCAGCGAAGCCUACGAACACUUAGAGCUUCAGCUGCGGCAGGUGCUGGAGCGCGAUCGCACCUGCGCGGAGCUGGCACAACGUUGUCUCUCGUUGAGUCGCAACUUGGUGGCGGAUGCCAUCGCGUAUCUCUUGUUGGCAGCCACACAUCUCACGCAGACCGACCAACUGCCAUCCUUGGAGGUGGUGGUGCUAUGGCAAUCCUUGCCUGCAGUAGGGAAUCCAUUGCCCAGCCGCGCUGAUCCACAACUGCAGAAGAGCAUGCAAGACGCCUGGCCCUGCCUCAUUGGAUCCUUGAUCACUGCAUUGUUGGGCCUCAGAUGGACAUUUCAUUUGUUUGCAGGUGGUGGAAGUGAAGAAGAGCUCAAAGGUCUAUCGCCUUUGCAGGGGUCUCCUCUCAGCAUCACCAGCCAGGAGCCAGCAGAAAAUGCUUUGGCGCAGAUCAGGCGCGUGCGUGACGAGUUUGCAGCUGGGCAUUUCAAAUACAGUGGCCUCGCAGGGCCCUUUCGAGAUCCACAACAGCAGGAGAGCCGAGAACAUCUGUUGACGGCCGUCGAGUCUUUGUAUGACCUCCUCUACUUGUUGGGUGAGGUGCUUCUGCACUUUCACCGCAUCUCUGAUAGUUUGGGAGACUAUGGCAUGAUCCGUGUCUCCACUUGGCUCCAUCCCUGUUUGGAUUCGGUGAUCGAAAAGGUGCAACGCCUGCAGGGCGCGUUGAAAGGUCUUAGCAAAGCCGUGGAUGCGGAGCUGGUCAUCGCCAAAGCACGAGGAAGGACGGUGAAGAAGCCCUUGCCCUCUGAGCGCAUGUCAGCACGUGCUCACGCGGCCAUCGAGCGAGCUUUAGCAGGACAAGAUUGUCAUCUCACAGCGCUGCUGCAUAGCUUGGAGGAACUCAAAGCUCGUUCUGCUCCAGAGCGCCUCCCACAUGUGGUGGAAGGUUUGGGCGAUGCAUGUCUUCAGCUUCAAAAUGUUCUGACUUCACCUCAGUUUCGAGCACGUGUUGGCGAUUCCUUCCCACAUCACUUGCCCUCCUUGGCCAACAUCACCUCGCGCGAGACCCGGGCCUCGCCGCUUGCACUGACCGAUGAGCCAUUGGGCGACUUCAGCGAUCCCGAGGAUGAAGCGGAACAGCGGCACGAAGCGACAGGCAGAGGUCGUGCUUUACCUGAGCCAGACGCCAACAGUCCUCCGGGUCAGCAGCCUUGCCACACCGCCUGUUUCUUUGCUUUUCCGGACACCAAACGACGUUCCAGCAGCCUUUCCGCCUUAGUGCGGGCCACCAGCCAUGCGCUUCGGGCCGUGCGCGGGUCCCGGCACAGCUCUCUACCGGCACCCCUGUCGCCGCCCAUGACGCCGAAGCCAACGGAGUCGGUCGCGGAGUGCGUGGCCGGCGCAGGGCGCACGGCCACGUCACCUCCCGUGCCCGCGGAAUUGGUGUCGGAGCUGCCGGCGGCCGGGUGGAUUUCGCACGUGGGCAAAGGAGGACGCGUCUCCUGGCAUCAUAAAUCAUUGGGUCCAGCUCCCUGGGAAAGGCAGCCUGAGACAGAUGAGCUGGAUCUUGCCAGAGCUCCGGAUGAUCAACUGCCAGACACGAAUCCCUUCUCCGAUGCCUUUGAAGAGGCUCCAGCAGCUUCGCGCUCUGCACCAGUUCUUCCACGGCAAGGCUAUGGGACGCCCUCCACCAGUGCAUCGCCACAUGGACGAUUUCUGGCGCAGCCCUGCCUGGAGACACGAACCUCCAGUACUCCUCACGGCUGUUCCGACGGCGCCGGCACGCCGGCCCGUGCGGACCUGCGCGAGGUGCGCGCGGCCACGGUGCCGGACUUCUUGCACAAAGGGUGUCUUCGAGCCGAGGUAGAGAGGUUGACCACGGGUGUGCAGGGCUGGAAGACGCAUGAUAGCAGGAGCCUUUUGAUCACCGGGAGCCAGCUCUUGAUCUACGAAAAAGGCUCUAUGGACCAAGUGAAGACCGUGGUGAACCUGCUCGAGGAUGUCGAAAGGUGCUCCCUUCUUUCCAGUGGCAUCUUGUCCUUGGAGGUGAAGCGUCGCCGGAAGAGGGCCUCCAGCCUCUCGCGCGCCACCUCCCGCGCGCUCGGCCGGGCUGAGAAGGAAGAUGCUGAGAAGAAGCUGUACUUUUUCAAGUUCGAGCCACAAGAGCUUGCGAAUCAGUUCAGUGACAUCAUCUCCAGCAUGAGUCCCGAGCUCUCAAGUGCCAGUGCCGGCGAUGUCAAGCCUCAGAUCAUAGCAGCUUCGGAGAGGACCCCCAGCAUCACGUCGCUCCCCAAGAUCACCCAGCAGGAGCUGGAAAAGCACCGUGCAGAGGGAGAUCUUUGGGUGGCACUCCACGGCCAUAUCUACGACAUGUCCGAGUACGUGUGGGAACAUCCAGGCGGCUCCUCGGCCAUCUUCGACGUGGGUGGCCUCGACGGCACGGAGACCUUUGAGGCGGUGCACAACAAGGAACUUCUGGAGACAAUGGGUUUCCAACCGGUGGCCGUUCUGGCGUGA